This is a messenger RNA of Ichthyophthirius multifiliis, 195 nucleotides long. RefSeq lists its product as hypothetical. The record is from RefSeq and is a predicted model, not a curated record. NCBI's taxonomy places the organism in Eukaryota, Ciliophora, Oligohymenophorea, Hymenostomatida. The transcript has a single exon. Gene Ontology annotation, molecular function: GTPase activator activity.
AUGAGUAUGGCUGGUGAUUUAAUAGAUUAAUAAAAAUAAGAUAAGAUAUUCCAAAGGAUUCUUAAAAGAGAAGGCAACUAAAAUUGUGCUGAUUGUGGAGUAAAAUCUCCUAAUUGGGUUUCUUUAGAUUUCGGAGUAUUUGUUUGUAUGGAAUGCUCAGGUAAAGAAAAAAAGAAAAAAGAAAAAACUAAAUGA